This is a messenger RNA of Aethalodelphis obliquidens (Pacific white-sided dolphin), 5370 nucleotides long. RefSeq names its product beta-1,3-galactosyltransferase 5 (gene B3GALT5). Lineage: Eukaryota; Metazoa; Chordata; Mammalia; Artiodactyla; Delphinidae. The record is from RefSeq and is a predicted model, not a curated record. Gene Ontology annotation, biological process: protein O-linked glycosylation. The coding region runs from base 7 to 942 and encodes 311 amino acids. Gene Ontology annotation, molecular function: N-acetyl-beta-D-glucosaminide beta-(1,3)-galactosyltransferase activity. The transcript has a single exon. Gene Ontology annotation, cellular component: endoplasmic reticulum; Golgi membrane.
UUUCAGAUGGCUUAUGUGAAGAUGAGAUGGAUUUAUAUUUCCCUGGUGGUCCUGGGAGCCCUUUGUCUGUAUUUUAGCCUGGAUGGUCUGAGUCCUUUUAAAGGCGAACCAUUGGUUUUCAAGAACGAAGGUGGGAGCUUCCUUCAGCUCCCAGAUAUAGACUGCAGGCAGGACCCCCCCUUCCUUGUCCUGCUGGUUACUUCAUCCCACGAGCAGAUGUUUGCCCGCUCGGUCAUCCGGAGCACGUGGGGGAGAGAAAAGAUCGUGAGGGGAAAACGAAUAAAAACAUUCUUCCUCCUGGGAACCACCCCCAGUAAAGGCAUGUCGAGGGCCGUGUCCCAGGAGAGCCAGCAAUAUCACGAUAUUAUCCAGAAGGACUUCGUGGAUGUUUAUUCCAAUCUGACUCUAAAGACCAUGAUGGGUAUGGAGUGGAUCUACCGUUUUUGUCCGCAGGCAUCUUUCGUGAUGAAAACAGACUCUGACAUGUUUGUCAACAUCUACUAUCUGACUGAACUGCUCCUGAAGAAAAACAGAACAACUCGGUUUUUCACCGGCUACUUAAAACUAAACGAAUACCCAAUCAGGAAAAGGUAUAAUAAGUGGUUUGUUAGUAAAUUCGAAUAUCCGUGGGACAAGUACCCGCCCUUUUGCUCCGGUGUUGGCUAUGUUUUCUCCAGCGAUGUGGCGGGCCAGGUGUACAACGUAGCUGAAAGUGUCCCAUUCAUUAAACUGGAAGAUGUCUUUGUGGGGCUCUGCCUGGAAAAACUGCAAAUCACACUGGAGGAGCUUCACUCCAAGCAGACUUUCUUCCCCAAUGGGUUACCCUUCACCAUAUGCCGUUACAAGAAGAUCGUGGCCUGCCAUCACAUCAAGCCUCACAAUAUCCUGCUGUAUUGGCAGGCUCUGGAAAAUUCCCUGGAGGAAGAGUGUCCAGAUAUCUGAAGGGAGCCCAGCGGCACAUCUGGACACACAGCAGACAGCCCGCGGUGAUGGUGUUUGAAAGAUCUUGGAUGGCACGGCUGAGACUCCUGGGGUAGGGAGGGAGUAAGGAAGGAAGAGGCCGAAGAGUGAGGGUGAUAUCCUGAAGGCUUCCCAAUCUAAACCUGAACGCCACCGCGGACGAAUCCCCAUCUGGUGCCCCAAGCCAUCACAGAUACUCUCUCUUGAGUACCUACCCUGUUGCACUAAGUGAUGUAUGCCUGCAUUUUCUCAUGUCCGGGGUCAGCAUCUAUACGGAGUGGUGGGUGUUAGCACCCCAUCUCACACACAAGGCAACAGCAGCUUAGAGAAGCAUGCGGGCCUGUCCCAAGGAUUACAGCCAGCAGACACUGGAGCAGGGAUGAGAGCCCACCUCUCAGUACACCCCUGCGUGCUGCCUCUUGGGAGAGGACGGUGGUGUGGGAGGCUCCGAGGGAAGCCUUGCUGCUGGCAUCUGUCAGUCCCUUGCUCGAGUCCCCUCCUCCUCAAAUCCCAUUCCUGUGCCUUUUAGUGCAGAGACUGGGGUGAACCAAUGCGCCCCAGCUCCCUUUGUUCACUGCAGUGGGUCUGGCUGGCCUGAGACCGUGUUAGCAGCUUGGCCCUCAACUCACUGCAAAGCACGUGCCAGAAGACACCUCCACAGUGGCUGCAGCUCAGCCCCCCAGAGACACCCAGCUCGAGACAGCAAUCAGCCUUUCAAGAUUUGGCUCAGAAAUCGCUGUGAAGCUUGGCCCACUGUAGAGACUCGCUGGCCACUCUGCUGAGCGCGCGACCCCGAGAGCAUGGCAUUUCUUCCCAGCCAUCUGCGGCAACCCCGCCUGUCAGCUCCACGUGCCCUUGGUCUGCACGUCAGGUCUCCAAGUGCAAACCGGAAGGCAGCUGGAUGCAAGGCUUCGUCUGUGAAGGAUGCUGGGAGCUUUUCUGGGAACUUGGGUGGAUUUAACUCAAGACACUCGUAAGAACCCCCUGGGACUCUGAGCACUGAACUGAGUCCUGGUCAAGGGAGCGUCUUCCUGGGUCCGUUUCCUAAAUCAGAUCCUAGCUCAGCUUCUUUGAACUUCUCAGAUGGCCAAGGAACAGCUGAGUUUUGUGGUGUGGAGUUAAACCUUCAAUAUUCUUCUGGUGGUUUGGAAGAGCCUGUUCUGCAGGGUUGGGUGGCAAUGAAGCACUUUAUUUUUUUGGACAGGGUCUUUGCCCGUUCAGUCACUGUCACAUGACACGCAAAGCUAUUUUGCUCACGAUCAUCGAGAUGAACGGUUCUUACUUUCUACUUUACGGAACUGGAUGUUAGCAGCCUGCAAAGCCGAGACCUCACGUGGCUGUGAAACUUACAAAAGCUGGGUGAACCUCUUACCUGAACUCAGAAAGAGAUGUUCGCUGCAAAAUGGUUAUGGCCGUGUUAGAUUGCAAACUGGCAUCUUAUUUUGCACAGUGUUUCUCGUAUCUGGAUGGGGCUGCUUCUUGCAGAUGUGUUUUCUUAUCCUGGCUGCUCUGAACGUGCUAGGUCACGUUCAGAGAAGCCACCUCCUCAGGUGGGAAAUCAGGGACUGAACUUGUUUUUCUGAAGCCCAGAUUUUGCCAGGGUGGGUCCCUCGGUCCUGUAGGAUGGGCUGCCUCUCAACGGUGGGCUUUGAGGGUGAAGGAGUUUGUCUGUGCUUAGAAUCACAGAACCAGCCCUUGUCUGGUGCGCGUGUCCAGGUGGCCACCGGGCUGGGUGGGUGAGUGUGGCUGACUCAGGAUCUGGUCUUCUCAGCAUCCACCCGGAAGCCCUCGGCCGUAGGAGUCCAUGAGCACAGGCUCAGCUCCACCGAGAGCCGCUCUGUGUUCUUAAAGGACUUUCUGCAAAACACAUUCGGCCCCCUGCACCCCUCGCCGACUCUAUUUCUUUAUGUAGUCAAGACUUUUUCUUCUCGAGGGAAAAAAAAUGUUUCGUGACUGUAGACCUUGAAGAGACCACAGAGCUCAUUCGGUCCUGCCUUUACGUAGGAUGAAAAUAAAGCUUGAAGAGACCCAGAGGCUUGCCCAAGACUUUGCCCGAGACUUCACAGCUUGUUUGUUGUGGAAUGCGGGUUCCAGCCAGAGCUGUAUUCCAUGAUGCCGUCUUGCCUGGGUGAGAGUAAGAAACUGUGAAUUAGGAGGCGAAGCGAUGCUUUUCCAGUAACACCCAAAGCGAGUUUCAUAAUGGGAUCAGAGAGGAGCCCGGCUGGCGAUGCAGUGGCUUCACUCACAGGCAUCCAGGGACGAAUGAUGCUGAUGGCAAAGGCUCUUUGCUAGGCACUGAGAUAAGGGCUUUAAAAGUAUUACCUCCUUAGAUGCGCACAACCACUCCAGUGGGGAGGUGACUACCCACUUCCUUGCUUUACAGAUGAGGAAACUGAGGCAGAGACAGAGCAUGAACAGCUAGUUCAAGCUUAUUCCUUAGAUGUGCACAACCACUCCAGUGGGGAGGUGACUACCCAUUUCCUUGCUUUACAGAUGAGGAAACCGAGGCAGAGACAGAGCAUGAACAGCUAGUUCAAGCUUAUAUAGCUGAAAAGCAGCAAAAAUAGAAUGUGAACCCAAGCUCUUGGGGGCACGAUGCGUGCUGGGUACACUCAGCGCUGCGGCCCCUAGGCGGUCAGCGGGCCCCAGGGAUGCGGUCAGUGUGCAGAGGGAUGCAGGCGCCCACUGGCUUGGCUGCUCAGGUUGCACAUCUGGCCCGUCAUCAGUCUCUCCGCAUCACGCACACCCACCCUCCAGGAUCUGAACCCCGAAUCCUCCUCUCUGCUGGGCUCUCACAGAGCCAGCCUCUCCACUUUUGGGCUUGAUUCCCAGCUCUUCUUACCUCAGCAAGAGCAAGACCCCUGCCUAGGCCUCACUCUCACUCUCACGCUCCAUCUCCCCUCUGCCGGCUCAGCCCUCACAUGCCCAGAUGUGCUGUCAUUUCCCAUCUUCCAAACCAUCAUAAAACCCUUCCCCUUCACUGCCCCACCUCUCCCUUUGCUGUUCAGCCCCACAAGAGCGUGUUCCAUAUUUGUCUCCUUUUCUACCUGAAAUCCCCUCUCAUCGGACUCUGGUGCCUGACUCCACCAGAUGGUUCUUUCCAACGUCACUGAUGACCCGAGAUGCAGGAUCCAAGGUCUGGUCUCUGUCCUCAUCGUGCCGCCUGCACUGCGGGUCUUGCCCGCUUCCAGGACGCUGGAUGCUUUGUGUUCUCUUCCUCGCGGGUCGCUUCUUUGCUUGUUCCAUCUCCUCGCUCUGCCUUGGCCUCCUUUCUUCUCUGGUUGUACUCUGGUGGUCUCAUCCAGCCCCACGGUUUAAAAUAUCCUCUCUCGUGUUGAGGACGCCCGUUUAUCUCCAGCCCGGAAUCCUCUCUCACUUUUCAGUCUCACAUGUCCCACUGUCUGCUUAACAUCCCAUAGUGAGCAAAUCCGAGACUGAAGUCGGGAUGAACCCCUCCCUCCACUCCUAACCCGCACCACCUGCAGCCUUCACUACCUCAGGUAAUGGCCCUUCCAUCCUUUGGUGGCUCACGUCAAACACUUCGGAGCCAUCUGUGACUCCUCUCUCUCUCAGCCGGUAUGUCAGACCAUCAUUUUAUAUCCAGAAGCCAAUCACUGCCCCUCACUGUGCUAUUGCCACCCUGUCCAAGCCCCCGUCACCUCGCACCUGCGUUCCGGCAGUAGCUUCUACCUCGUCUCUCCACCUCCAUCGCUGCAUCCCCUUGGUCUGUUUCCUAGGCAGCAUCCAGACUACUCCUUUAAAAAUAUGGACCAGAGCAUCUUACAUCUCUGCUCCACACCCUCCAGUGAUGUCCCAUCUCUGAGAAAAGCCACAUCUUUAAUAUCAUUGUCUGCCUCUGUUAUUCUCUAACCUCAUCCCUUCCUACCCUCCCCUCACUCACUCUGGCCUCCCUGAAAGGAGAUACUAUUCCAGCAGCACAAACCUCCUUGCUCUUCCUGGAACAUCCAGGCACCCUCCAUCUUCCUCAGGGCCUUUGCACGGGCUGAUCCCUCUGCCAGGCUCGCCCUUUCCUUAGACAGUCUCAUGGCCCAUUCCUUUGCUUUCUUCACAUCUUUGACCAUAUAUCCCCUUCUUAAUGAGGCUCAUCCUGAUUACUUUCUUUGGAAUUGCAACUCAACCCACCCCCUGUCCCCUUGCCUUGUUAUAUCGUUUCCAUUGCACUUAUCAAUUUCUAACGGAGUAUACAAUAUCUAUUCAUUAUCGUGUGGCUAUUUUGUUAAUGUUUAUAGUUCAGCCCACUUGAGCAAAAGCUUCGUGCAGGAAUGGGUCUUUGUUUUCUCCACUGAUGAACCUCAAAUUCGUAGCACAGUUCCUGGUACAUAGUAGAUGCUCAAGAAAUAUUUGUCGAUUGGAUGUGAGAUGACCUUUAUGGAAGGUGGUUUUAGAGGG